GGAUUGAUUUUUCCCUUUAGCGAUCUACUAGUAUGAUCGAAAGGAGAGCGGGAAAUUAACAUUUUCCUCCGAGCAGAACGCCCGAGGUUAACCUGGUCGGACUUGAGUUUUUCGUUGGCGACACAGACCACAAGUCUUCCCAGAAACGAUCCAAAAUGUCUGGCCGGGCUCGUGCAAGAUCACGAGGCAGAGCACGUGGUCAAGAUACCGCCGUGCCUGGAGCGAGUAAAUCCCAGGAGCCGGUGCCACCUCCUGCCCCUCUUGCAGAGACUGAGUUGGUUGGUAGAGGCAGACAGAAAGGUGCUCCAGGAUCAUAUUCCACUGAGGCUCUUCUGCAGAUCUCAGCUGGCUUUCAGCAGGUUAAACUUGGAGAAAGAGGUGGACAUCGUCGGGAUGUCAAUGACUUUGGAAUUAACACCAGACAGUUGAUGGAACAUGUGAAGGAGUCCAAGUGUGGUACAUCUGGAUCUCCCAUUCAGUUGACCGCAAACUUCUAUCGAAUCCUGUCCCGACCUCAGUGGGUCCUGUACCAGUAUCAUGUUGACUUUAAACCACCAAUGGAGUCUCGGCGUCUUCGAACUGCCCUACUCUAUCGACACACAGACGUGAUCGGGGAUGCCCGGACCUUUGAUGGAGCUUUGCUCAUUCUGCCACGCAGACUUCAUUGCAAGGAAACUGUGUUGCACAGUGAAACCAAAAGUGGUGAGAAGGUCCUGAUAACUGUCACUCUGACAAAUGAACUGCCGCCAACAUCCCCAGUCUGUAUUCAGUUCUACAACAUCCUCUUCAAAAGGGUCUUGAGACUUCUGGAAAUGCAGCAGAUUGGACGCAACUACUACAACCCCAAGACUCCACUCAACAUUCCACAACACAGCCUAACCAUCUGGCCAGGGUACUCUACCACCAUCUUGCAGUACGAAUCAUCCAUCAUGUUGUGCACGGACGUCAGCCACAAGGUGCUGCGCAGUGAGACUGUGUUGGACUUCAUGAUCAACCUGAGGCAGAAGUGUGGAAAUCAACGCUUCCCUGAUGCCUGUGCCAAGGAGCUCAUUGGACUCAUUGUUCUCACAAAGUACAACAAUAAAACCUAUCGGAUCGAUGAGAUUGCUUGGGAUCACAACCCCAGCAACACCUUCAAGAGGGGAGACACAGACAUCUCAUUCAUCAACUACUACAAGACACAAUAUGGUCUGGACAUCAAAGAUGGAAACCAGGUCCUGCUGGUCAGCAAUGUGAAGAAGAGGACGGGACCAGGCGGAGGCCCCCCUCCCGGGCCAGCGAUGCUCAUCCCUGAACUGUGCUACCUGACAGGUUUGACUGAUAAAAUGCGAAGUGAUUUCACCAUCAUGAAGGACCUGAGCGAGCACACCAGACUGAGCCCUGACAAGAGAAUCAGCUGUCUCAGUGGAUUCAUUGAAGACAUUAACGGGAAUGCAGCUGUGCAGGACGAGCUGAAAAAGUGGGGACUUGGCUUUGAUAAACAUCUGCUGAACCUGACUGCCAGAGUGCUUGGACCAGAGAGAAUCUUCCAAGGACAGAGAUCGUACGAGUACAACCCUAUGUCAGGUGACUGGUCCAGAGAGAUGAGGGGAAUACCCAUCAUCAGCUCUCCUCCACUGAAUGACUGGAUCCUGCUCUACACACGCCGCAACUCCAAUGAAGCUCAGUCCCUCCUGCAGACCCUCGGCAAAGUGUCAGGUCCGCUUGGUUUGCGACUGCAGAGAGCUGUUAUGAUCGAGUACGAAGACCACCAGGAAUCUCUUCUCAGAGCUCUUCGGGAGAAUGUUGGGGGGUCCACACAGAUGGUGGUGGUGAUUCUUCCCAAUAACAGGAAAGACAAGUAUGACAACGUGAAGAAGUACCUUUGUGUGGAGUGUCCCACUCCCAGCCAGUGUGUGGUGUCCCGCACGCUCAGCCGACCACAGGCGCUCAUGACUGUGGCUACCAAGAUUGCCCUGCAGAUGUCCUGCAAAAUGGGAGGCGAGCUCUGGAGUGUUGAAAUCCCUCUCAAGCAGCUGAUGAUCGUGGGCAUUGACUGCUACCAUGACAUCUCUGCGGGGAAAAGGUCCAUUGGUGCGAUGGUGGCCAGCCUCAACCACACCAUGAGCAGAUGGUACUCCAAGUGUGUGCUGCAGCACAAGGGUCAAGAACUCAUGGAUGGACUGAAGAUGGCCUUCGCUGGGGCAUUGAAAGACUACCUCAAAUUCAACAACUGUCUUCCAUCACGCAUCAUUGUGUAUCGAGAUGGCGUGGGGGACGGGCAGCUGCACAGCGUGGUCAACUACGAGAUUUCACAAAUCUUGGAGUCCAUCAAGUCCAUGGGACAAGACUACGAGCCAAAAGUGACCGUGGUUGUGGUGAAGAAGCGCAUCAGCAGCAGGUUUUUUGCCAUGAUAAAUGGCAAAGUGAACAACCCUCCACCAGGGACAGUCAUCGAUACAGAGGUCACGCGCCCAGAGUGGUACGAUUUCUUCAUUGUGAGCCAGGCUGUUAGGUGUGGAAGCGUCUCACCGACCCACUACAAUGUGGUGUACGACACCAGCGGACUCAAACCGGAUCAUAUGCAGCGGCUCACAUACAAACUUUGCCACAUGUACUACAACUGGCAGGGUUUGAUCCGUGUGCCUGCUCCAUGCCAGUACGCCCACAAGCUGGCCUUUCUGGUGGGGCAGUCCAUUCACAGAGAGCCCCACAUCAAACUGGACAACUAUCUCUUUUACCUUUGAGCCCCAGAAGCCAGUCCCAAGUUCAGAUCUGGCUGAUUUGUUGUUGCAAGUUUUCUGUUUCUGAUGCACACAUUUAAGAUUUAGAGAAUUUUUUUGUUUCUCAUUGUUGGCAGACAGCCCAAUCUGUUUAAUGUAGUGUUCUGAAAAAUAAACGUACACAUAGUGUUCGUGUCCAUGAGAACAAAACUUGUGUUUGGCAAAGGUUUAGAAGAUCUUCUUUACCUCUCUUAAGUUGUUAAAUAAUAAACUUAUUUUAUGCUGUCA
This is a messenger RNA of Oryzias melastigma (Indian medaka), 2990 nucleotides long. RefSeq names its product piwi-like RNA-mediated gene silencing 1 (gene piwil1). The transcript is spliced from 22 exons. Gene Ontology annotation, molecular function: protein binding; piRNA binding. Lineage: Eukaryota; Metazoa; Chordata; Actinopteri; Beloniformes; Adrianichthyidae. Gene Ontology annotation, cellular component: P granule. Gene Ontology annotation, biological process: regulatory ncRNA-mediated gene silencing. Bases 156 to 2726 code for a protein of 856 amino acids. The record is from RefSeq and is a predicted model, not a curated record.